Penicillium angulare is the source of this 885-nucleotide messenger RNA. RefSeq names its product carbon-nitrogen hydrolase family protein. Gene Ontology annotation, biological process: oxaloacetate metabolic process; L-glutamine metabolic process. The transcript has 2 exons. Gene Ontology annotation, cellular component: mitochondrion. The record is from RefSeq and is a predicted model, not a curated record. Bases 1 to 885 code for a protein of 294 amino acids. Lineage: Eukaryota; Fungi; Ascomycota; Eurotiomycetes; Eurotiales; Aspergillaceae. Gene Ontology annotation, molecular function: omega-amidase activity.
AUGACGCGCAUUGCUCGCGAAGUUCUCCAAAAGUCACUUAAAGUGGCCUGUAUUCAAAUAGCCAGUGGUCCUAACAAAGCCCACAAUAUCUCACAAGCAAGACAAAAAGUGUUAGAGGCAGCAGCGGCGGGCGCCUCCCUUGUUGUCCUUCCAGAAUGCUUUAACUCCCCAUAUUCCACGGGAAAGUUUCGCGAAUAUGCCGAGCCAUUAUCGCCACAUCCAGAUCCUAACAAAGCUCCCAGCUUUGCUGCACUGUCGCAGAUGGCUCAGGAUACUGGUGUGUUCUUGAUAGGAGGGAGUAUUCCGGAGUAUGACGAAUCGGGCAAAAUAUACAACACAAGUGCAGUAUAUUCUCCACAAGGAAAACUGCUUGGAUCCCAUCGCAAGAUGCAUUUAUUUGAUAUUGACGUUCCUGGGGGCAUGUCGUUUCACGAAUCGGAUACUCUCUCGCCUGGAAACGACCUGACAGUCAUCGAAUUGGAUGGAUAUGGGAGGAUUGGUCUCGGAAUAUGUUAUGAUAUGCGAUUUGCUGAGCCGAGUACCAUUGCAGCUCGACAGGGUGCUUUUGCAUUGAUUUACCCUUCAGCAUUUAACACUACCACUGGUCCUCUUCAUUGGGAACUUCUGGGUCGUUCUCGGGCUGUGGAUAAUCAAGUGUAUAGUGUUUUGUGUUCACAGUCGAGGGUACCGGGUUCUUCAUACCCUGCUUGGGGGUAUAGUAUGGUUAGCGAUCCUAUGGGUCGAGUUGUUGCUGGCACGAAAGAGAGUGAUGAUAUUAUCUAUGCGACACUGGAGCCAGAAACGAUCAAGGAAACUCGGCAAGCUAUUCCCAUUACCCACCAGAGGAGACAUGAUGUGUAUCCAGAUAUCGCGCAACUUGUUUAA